Messenger RNA from Xenopus laevis (African clawed frog), 2175 nucleotides. It is a transcript of the gene znf41.S, whose product is annotated as zinc finger protein 41 S homeolog. Bases 497 to 2047 code for a protein of 516 amino acids. Gene Ontology annotation, molecular function: DNA-binding transcription factor activity; RNA polymerase II cis-regulatory region sequence-specific DNA binding. NCBI's taxonomy places the organism in Eukaryota, Metazoa, Chordata, Amphibia, Anura, Pipidae. Gene Ontology annotation, cellular component: nucleus. Gene Ontology annotation, biological process: regulation of transcription by RNA polymerase II; regulation of DNA-templated transcription. The record is from RefSeq and is a predicted model, not a curated record. The transcript is spliced from 5 exons.
AUAGUGUCAGGGGGAUUGUUUUGCCCCAGGACGUGAAUCAAUAGCUGCAGCUGUUUCAGUGUAAGUGUGGGGGGUGGGGAGUCUUAGGAUGAACAUGAUGAAUGUGGGGUCCCACCCUUACUCACUGACCACUGUGCAGAACUAUAGAUAAGGCAGAAUAAAGGAAAGAAUUCCCUAUCCUCUCAAUAAUAUAUGACUUAUGGAUCUAAAGCUCGGAGACGGCAUUGGGUUUCACUGUUGUCAAACAGUAUAUGACGUACGAGCUCGUGAAUAGUGGAAUUCGUAAACAUACAAUGGAAGCAACUUCUGGCUUACCUAUUAUAGACUAUAAAGCUCCGUCAUUCCCGAAUCGAUAAAUGACAGGCAGGCAACUUCCGGCACAUUUCCGGAAGCCUUCUUCUCUCUGGUUACGCGACUCACUGGGCAUGCGCAGUCUGGAAGGGUAGCGGAAAACUCCGAUCCCCACAGAGCGUGCCAGCCUGAUCCAGCCCUCCCUAUGCCCUCGCUGAGCAACAAAUGGAAAAUUAAGGAACCCACAGAAGGCGUCCCAGUGCCCAUACCCAAGUGCCCCCCAAUAAUGAUCCACAGGAGGACAGAGAUACAUGAGGAGAUCCUGCAUCUGACCUUGGAGAUCAUCUAUUGGCUGACAGGAGAGGAUUGCACAGUUGUACAGACUCCUAAUGGUGUCUCGCCUGCCCACAGGCCCCUGGGGUUAGAAAGACUGACCCUUAUUAACAACCAGUCAGCGCCAGUUGAUAAAGAGGAGCUGAUUCUGAAACUUGCCAACAGAAUCAUCUGUCUGCUCACAAGAGAGGUUCCUGUGCGCUAUGAAGAUACUUCUGUGCAUUUCUCCGAGGAGGAGUGGGAGUAUGUAGAGAGACACAAGGAGCUGUACAGAACUGUAACAUUGCACAGUCCCCACUCUGGAGCCUCUCCAGAUUUGGACACAACUACACCUAUUGAGUAUGAGACCUGUGCUACAUCCCCGGAUUCUAUAAACAAAAGCGGCAGCACAAAAAGUAAGGAGAUAUCCUACUUGGCACCGGAUAAACCUGAGAACAGCAGCAUUCAAGAUGAGGGGAUAUCUAUUUUAUCAGUGGAUUGUAAAUCUGUGGGCCCAUCUGACUUUCUACAGGAUAAAUCAGAGAGCAGCAGCAUUAAAUAUGAGGUUGAAGCUGAUUUGGUACUGGAUAGACCAAUAAACAGCAAUGGUGCAUAUGAGGUGGUAUCGGACAUGGCACAGGAUAAACCAGGGGGCAGUAGCAUUACAUCUGAGGGUGCACCUAAAGAGAAACUAGAAAUCAGUACCCCUCCUAAUGACAAAGUAUCCAAGCUAAAUAAACGAGUAAAGCGCUUGAGCCAAUGUGCAGUAGAGACUGCAGACAAAGUGACCUUGUGCCAAGGAGGGAAUCUCAUGCACUCAGACAGUUAUACAUUUACCACUCCGGCACAGUCAGCGCCCUUACCCUUUUAUCCAGUGUUAUAUGUUAUUAACAAGGGUAUAGCAGUGCCAACUCCUGUAGGUAGCGAGAUCCCAUUGAGCUGCCCCGAGUGCCAGGCUUGUUUUGCCACCAGCACAGACCUCGGUGAACAUCAGUGUAUUCACAAACAAGAUGAGUUGACAUGUGCCGACUGCGGCAAAUGUUUUGUCAAUCGAUCCAGAUUUGUUAGACACCAGCGAUACCACAAACCUGAGAAAUUUAUCAUUUGUGUGGAAUGCGGAAAGAGUUUUUGGCAUAAAUCGAACCUGACCGCGCACCAGCGAAUUCACACAGGGGAGAAGCCCUUUACCUGUUCGGACUGUGGGAAAUCUUUUGCUACAAAUUCCCAGGUCCUUCGGCAUCGGAGGAUCCACACUGGGGAGAGGCCUUUUGCUUGUCUGGAGUGUGGCAAAUGUUUCACCACCAGCUCUAAUCUGGUGGAUCAUCAGACCAUUCAUACAGGGGUGAAGCCAUUCGCUUGUUCUGAAUGUGGCAAAUAUUUCAGAUCGAAAAGAUAUCUUUAUCGGCACUUGCAGGCACACACAGUGAAAGCGGGCGUAGUAUAACGGAACACGUACAAGUCAUGCACAGAUGUGUUACUUUUGUUAUUUAUAAGGCCAAUAAACCUUCUUCCAGAGAAGCAAUAACUUAACCAUAAUCCCUGGCAUAAACCAAUAAACCUCUUUGUUUCUCA